AUGAUGGGCAUUGGAAAAGAGCUUCCCAUCUUAAAAGCGUUGGACGAAACACAUCAAGAUGUGCGCUCAUUCGCACAUCAUACCGAGCUCCCCCCGGACAGCAUCCUCCUGUCGUCAUUUAUUGACCCACAAGGCGGAUCUGAUUCCACUGGGUCUACAGACACAGGAGUACCCCUCGUACAUACAAUUGCAAUCGAUGAAGAGUCCAAAGCUGUCGUCUUGUCCUGCCGCGGUACAUUGGGGUUUGAAGAUGUUUUAGCAGAUAUGAUGUGCGAGUACGAUGACCUGUUCUGGCGUGGGAAGCCGUAUAAAGUGCAUAAGGGGAUCCAUGCGUCUGCCCGUCGACUUCUAUAUGGGGGUGAUGGAAGGGUACUCGCAACACUGAAAGAAGCUCUCGAGGAAUUUUCAGACUAUGGUUUAGUGCUUUGUGGCCAUUCACUUGGUGGUGCCGUAACUGCGCUACUUGGAGCCAUGCUCGCUGAGCCUGCUUCUAGUGGAACAGCAUUUAUUACUUCAGCUGAACCCCAUCAGAGACUACUUGCGAGCGGGCAGUCCCACCAAACCGCCUCCCAUAUAUGUCUCCCGCCCGGUAGGCCCAUUCAUGUAUACGCAUAUGGCCCACCUUCUACCAUGUCACCAUCUUUACAAAAAGCGACAAGGGGAUUAAUCACUAGUACGGUACACGGAAACGACCUUGUUCCAUACUUAUCGCUUGGUGUCCUGCAUGACUUCCAGGCCGUGGCGCUAGCUUUUAAGACUGAUAAUAGUGAGGCGAAGGCAGAAGUACGGCGGCGAAUCUGGGAGGGACUACAAUCGGGUUUAGUUGAUAAGUGGUACAACAACGGUUCAAAGCGGUCGCACGAAGAAGAAGAUAAAUGGGCAUAUGCUGCGCUUAAGACAUUACGCGCCAGUAUGAUGAGUUCCAAACUGCUACCUCCUGGUGAGGUCUUCUCUAUUGAGAGCACGCCAGCCCUUAGGAGAGACGCUUUCCUCCAGGCUGGUACUGGUCAGAUCGGGCGACCUGCAACCCGAGUCGUGUUUAAAUAUAUCAGAGAUGUGGAGGCUCGGUUUAGAGAAGUUAGAUUUGGUUCCAGUAUGUUGCUGGAUCACAGCCCUGGACGGUAUGAAGAUACUCUUCGCCGGCUCACAUUGGGUGUUAUGGAUGCAUGA
Daldinia childiae is the source of this 1170-nucleotide messenger RNA. RefSeq lists its product as uncharacterized. The record is from RefSeq and is a predicted model, not a curated record. Lineage: Eukaryota; Fungi; Ascomycota; Sordariomycetes; Xylariales; Hypoxylaceae. Gene Ontology annotation, biological process: lipid metabolic process. The coding region runs from base 1 to 1170 and encodes 389 amino acids. The transcript has a single exon.